CUUCACCAACAACAACGCGGCUACUCUUUCAUCCAUUUCGGUAGGUUGCUAGCCAACAUAAAGCUGAAAGAUUGACGCUUUAGACCACGUUAAUGUAAAUUAUCUAAUCUCAAUGUUGUAAACACAAUUCUGUAGACGUAUUAACUGGUUAACUUGAACCUAAUUUGCUUGUUCAAUUUGCAAACUUGUUAAAGAUUGAUGCUGAGCCUACCACUAGGCUAGUCGCUAAUGCUAACUAGCUAGCUAACAUUACUGAUCAUGAGUUCACUCAGCAACUCGCCCCUUGCUAAAGAAGAGGAGGUCUGCUGUACGGAGAAAGAAGCUCUGGCGCUGAACAUUGUUGUGGAAGAAGAAGAGGAGGGUAUUACAGUGAAAGGAGAGAAAGAACCUUUCAGAAUGAUAAAGGAGGAAGAGGAGGCUGUUAUAGUGAAAGAAGAGGAGGCUGUUAUAGUGAAGGAAGAAGAGGCUGUUAUAGUGAAGGAAGAAGAGGCUGUUAUUGUGAAGGAAGAAGAGGCUGUUAUAGUGAAGGAAGAAGAGGCUGUUAUAGUGAAGGAGGAAGAGGCUGUUAUAGUGAAGGAAGAAGAGGCUGUUAUAGUGAAGGAAGAAGAGGCUGUUAUAGUGAAGGAAGAAGAGGCUGUUAUAGUGAAGGAAGAAGAGGCUGUUAUAGUGAAGGAAGAAGAGAAAGAAACUUUCAGGAUGAAAAAGGAGGAAGAGGAGGCUGUUAUAGUGAAGGAAGAAGAGGCUGUUAUAGUGAAGGAAGAAGAGGCUGUUAUAGUGAAGGAAGAAGAGGCUGUUAUAGUGAAGGAAGAAGAGGCUGUUAUAGUGAAGGAAGAAGAGGCUGUUAUAGUGAAGGAAGAAGAGGCUGUUAUAGUGAAGGAAGAAGAGGCUGUUAUAGUGAAGGAAGAAGAGAAAGAACCUUUCAGGAUGAAAAAGGAGGAAGAGGAGGCUGUUAUAGUGAAAGAAGAAGAGAAAGAAUCUUUCAGAAUGAAAAAGGAGGAAGAGGAGGCUGUUAUAGUGAUAGAAGAAGAGAAAGAACCUUUCAGAAUGAAAAAGGAGGAAGAGGAGGCUGUUAUAGUGAUAGAAGGAGAGAAAGAACCUUUCAGAAUGAAAAAGGAGGAAGAGGAGGCUAUCUCAAUAAAGGUGAAGAUGGAAGACGUUUUUGGGAGGAAAGAGGAGGAGACAGAUUAUCUGAUAAACACCAGAGAGAGACAUGACUAUUGUGGAUCCUCUGGGGAGCCUCAUCAACAUCCUGAUGCUGACGAGUCAGAGAAGAGUCUCUCCAGAUCAGAACACCAGAUGGACAACGCUAGCCCUUCCUCCCUCCCGAAGUCCCUGUGUCGUGGCUCUCCCGGUAGCACCUUACUGCUGGGUAUGAAGAGGUUGUCUGUGCUGCUGGUGGACUGCAGGAAAUCAACGGGGCUGAGUGGAACUGUGAGAGGAGGAGAAGAGAAGAAAGGAUCAGAUUUGACUCAUCAAAGAGAAAGACCAGACUCAGAGGAACCAGAGCCAGGAACGUCCAAACCAGCAAGACGACACCAGUGCUCCCACUGUAGAAAGGGUUGUAACCGGUUAUGGGACCUGAAACAAAACGAGAAAAUACACACAAGGGAGAAGCCUUACCACUGUUCCCAGUGUGGAAAGUGUUUCAGACGGCCUUGGAAUCUGAAGCGACAUGAGAGAAUACACACAGGGGAGAAGACUUACCACUGCUCCCAGUGUGGAAAGUGUUUCAACAAGUUAGGGGAUGUGAAACGACAUGUGAGAAUACACACAGUAGAGAAGCCUUACCACUGCUCCCAGUGUGGAAAGAGUUUUAAGGAUUUAGGGUACCUGAAACAACAUGAGAGAAUACACACAGGGGAGAAGCCUUACCACUGCUCCCAGUGUGGAAAGAGUUUUAAGGAUUUAGGGUACCUGAAAAAACGAGAGAAUACACACAUGGGAGAAGCCUUACCACUGCUCCCAGUGUGGAAAGUGUUUCAACAGGUUAGGGGAUGCGAAACGACAUGAGAGAAUACACACAGUAGAGAAGCCUUACCACUGCUCCCAGUGUGGAAAGUGUUUCAGGCGGCCUUGUCAUCUGAAACGACAUGAGAGAAUACACACAGGGGAGAAGCCGUACCACUGCUCCCAGUGUGGAAACAGUUUCAAACGGCCUUGUCAUCUGAAACGGCACGAGAGAAUACACACAGUAGAGAAGCCUUACCACUGCUCCCAGUGUGGAAAGAGUUUCAAUCGGCCUUGUCAUCUGAAACAACAUGAGAGAAUACACACAGGGGAGAAGCCUUACCACUACUACCAAUGUGGAAAGAGUUUUAACGAUUUAGGGUACCUGAAACAACAUGAGAGAAUACACACACGAUAGAAGCCAUACCACUGCUCCCAGUGUGGAAAGUGUUUCAACCAGUCGAGGGAGCUGAAACGGCAUGAAAGAAUACACACAGUAGAGAAGCCUUACCAUUGCUCUCAGUGUGGAAAGAGUUUUAACCAGAAAAGCAAUCUGAUCAAACACGAGAAAAUACACAGAGGGGAGAAGCCUUACCACUCCUCCCAGGGUGCAAAGCGUUUGCCCAUUUAGGAAGCCUGAAAGAACACAUGAGACUACACACAGAGGAGAAGGCUUAGAAAAGCCCAGACUGUGGGAAAACAUAUUACUCAUCACAGUCACUUAAACGUCAUGAGAGAAUCCACACAGAAGAGAAGAAUUACUUGUAUAUUGAUAUUUCACAUCACAUUGACUUAAAAUUAAUCAGAGAACAUACACAGUGCUCCCAUUGUCUUAUAUUGUUGACUGAUAAUGUGUUUACCUGUCUUUACCUUAUGAAAUGAAAUGGUACAGGGUAUACUCAAACAUAUAUGUUUGUUUUUAUUAGAAAACAUGAAUUUAAUAUGGAGUAUGUCAAUUUGAAUAUAAAGAAGAUCAGGUUGCUUGUGUUUAAAUGGACCUUUUUUAAACUCUGUGUGUGUGUGGUUAUCUGGGUGUGUCAUUCCUCCAGCACUACAGAUAAUACAGUGAUAUUUGGAUGUGAUGCAUUUGUUCCAUUGUAAAUACAUUUGCAUUGUUGGCCCACUGAUGAUUUAAUGAAAUUCAAAUAUUCAGACUGUAACAGAAAAUGUUAAUUGUAUGUGUGUCCACAUAACUGAUUAUGUGACUAACCUUGUGAAACUGUCCUAUUAUAAUCUCCUGUUCUUGGGACCAUCAUUAUGUGUUGCAAACCAGCUGCACCUGCGUCCUUGUAUGAAUAAAGUCCCUCCCAGGAACAGGAAACUAUAAAGAUAUGUGCUCAUCACCCAAUGCUUCAGGAAUUCAGACUGUCUACACUGCGGUGUGUAAUUCUGUUAUUCUCUCUGAGCUCAGAAAUAAAGAAUCUUGGUUUGA
Messenger RNA from Salvelinus fontinalis (brook trout), 3379 nucleotides. Its product is annotated as zinc finger protein 37-like. Gene Ontology annotation, biological process: regulation of transcription by RNA polymerase II. The record is from RefSeq and is a predicted model, not a curated record. The transcript has 4 exons. The coding region runs from base 259 to 2010 and encodes 583 amino acids. Gene Ontology annotation, molecular function: DNA-binding transcription factor activity; RNA polymerase II cis-regulatory region sequence-specific DNA binding. NCBI's taxonomy places the organism in Eukaryota, Metazoa, Chordata, Actinopteri, Salmoniformes, Salmonidae.